This is a messenger RNA of Salvia splendens (bonfire salvia), 2290 nucleotides long. RefSeq names its product cysteine-rich receptor-like protein kinase 2. NCBI's taxonomy places the organism in Eukaryota, Viridiplantae, Streptophyta, Magnoliopsida, Lamiales, Lamiaceae. Gene Ontology annotation, biological process: protein phosphorylation. The coding region runs from base 157 to 2064 and encodes 635 amino acids. Gene Ontology annotation, molecular function: protein kinase activity; ATP binding. The transcript has 5 exons. The record is from RefSeq and is a predicted model, not a curated record.
AAAAGUGGGGCCGGAUAUCCGGUUCUUGAAAUUAAUGUGGCCGGCGCUACAAUCAUUAUCGUAGGAUUGAAAUUCCGGUGUGAAUACUUCCAGUUAGAUCCCCUAAUCAUUCUUCUCAAAUAGUAGUAGUAUCAAACAAUCUCUACUGGUGAAAUAAUGUUUGAGGAAACAAUCUUGACGGCGAUAGUAGUAGUUUCAGCCAUGCUAUAUCCCGACGCAGCAUUGGCGUCGCCGAGAUCGGAAACGGUUAAAAUGAUGUGCGGGAAGCAGGCGGAGCACAACGCGACUCUGUACGUGCCCAACUUCGUGGCCACCAUGGAGACCAUAAGCGCGCAGAUGCGAUCCUCAGGCUUCGGCCAAGCCAUCACCGGAUCCGGUCCCGACGCCAACUACGGCCUCGCCCAAUGCUACGGCGAUCUCUCCUUAAUCGACUGCGUCCUCUGCUACGCCGAAGCCCGCACCCUCCUGCCGCAGUGCUUUCCCUCCAACGGCGGCAGGAUCUUCCUCGACGGCUGCUUCAUGCGCGCCGAGAACUACCCCUUCUUUCGUGAGCACUCCGGCCCAGGAGACCGCGCACUCUGCGGCAACACGACGCGUGAUCCCCCUGCGUUCAAGGCCGCCGCGAGGCAGGCUGUGUCCGAGGCGGUUUCUGACGCUGUCAAUGGCGGUGGCUUUGGCCGGGCGGCGCGUGUGGCUGAAGCCAAUCAGUCGGCGUAUGUUUUGGCAGAAUGCUGGAGGACUAUCGACGCCGGAUCUUGCAGAGCUUGCCUUGAGAAUGCUUCUGAUUCUGUGUUGCGGUGCUUGCCUUCCUCUGAUGGCCGGGCGUUGAACACCGGCUGCUUCCUGAGGUACUCCGACGCCGAUUUCAUGAAUCCUGUUCCUCGUAAUCGCAGUGAAAGAGGGGUGGUGAUAGUUAUUGUAAUAGCAACGGUUAGUGUCGGUGCUGUUGUUGCCAUUGGAGCUAUGUUUGGGGUCUAUAUUUGUAAGCAGAGAAAGAUCCAAAAGAAGAGAAAAGGUUGUGGUGAAGCAGAGAGAUAUGUGAAGAGCCUUAAUGACAGCAGCUUGAACUUCAAAUAUUCGACUCUGGAGAAAGCCACUGGCUGUUUCGACGAGGCUAACAAGCUUGGCGAAGGCGGUUUUGGCUCUGUAUAUAAAGGAGUAAUGGCAGACGGGAGGGAGAUUGCAGUGAAGAGGCUCUACUUCAAUAACAAACACAGAGCAGCAGAUUUCUACAAUGAAGUGAAGAUCAUCAGCACCGUAGAGCACAAGAAUCUAGUGAGGUUGUUGGGGUGCAGCUGCUCAGGACCCGAGAGCCUACUCGUGUACGAGUACUUGCCAAACAAAAGCCUCGACCGCUUCAUCUUUGAUUCGAGCAGAGGCAAAGCGUUGAGGUGGGAGACGAGGCUGGAGAUCAUUCUAGGAACAGCAGAAGGGUUAGUGUACCUUCAUGAGAACAGCAACAUGAGGAUUAUUCACAGAGACAUCAAGGCUAGUAACAUCCUCCUCGACUCCAGACUUGCCGCAAAAAUUGCAGAUUUUGGAUUGGCUAGGUCGUUUCAGGAGGAUAAGACUCAUAUCAGCACUGCCAUAGCAGGGACUCUGGGAUAUAUGGCACCGGAGUAUUUGGCACACGGGCAGCUGACUGAGAAGGCAGAUGUGUACAGCUUCGGUGUGCUGCUGCUGGAAAUCGUAACGGGCAGGCAGAACAACAGAAGCAAACACACAGACUACUCUGAUAGCUUGAUCAAUAUUGCAUGGAAGCAUUUCCAAGAAAGGAGAGUUGAAGAACUCUUUGAUAUUAACCUAAUGUUGAGUAGCAGCAGAAAAGAUGAGGCAGUGAGGGUGGUUCACAUAGGUCUGUUGUGUACUCAAGAAAUAUCUUCUCUGCGGCCGACGAUGUCGAGAGUGAUGCAGAUGCUGGUGAGUGAAGCAGAACUGGCUGCACCAACCAGCCCCCCAUUCUUGGAUGACACCACAAUGGAACUCAGUGAGAUUCCCAGCCAUUAUGGGAAUGGUGCAGCUUCAGUUGCAAACAUUUCUCACAGCAUAUUAUAUCCCAGGUGACAUGGAUUGGGGUUUUGCAUCAUGUUUCAUCUGCUCAUAAUGGUCUAUAUAUAUAGCACACACCAUGAGAUGAGUAAGUUGGUCUAAGAGUUCUUUUUUUUGGUUUAUGUACGCAACUGCAUACUAAUACUAAUAAUAACCCAAAAAAACACUUUUUGUAAUUUGUCGUUAUAUUUUUUAAGUUACGUGCUGUUCAAUAAAAAUAAAAUGAAUUAGCAUGUUUCAA